ACGAUUCAACAAUUUUUUUUGCGGUAUUAUUAUCGUAUCCUCACACACACAUAUAUAUAUUAAACUUCUUUUAUUUAACUUUCUCCUUUUUUAACAUAGAACUAAUGUAGGUCACUAAUUUUGUUAGUCAUUUUGAUUUGUUUUCAACUAUACUAUUUAUAAGUACAAAUGGAAUUUUUUAUUCGUAUAAAAUCAUUUAUCCCUGUUAUAAAAUUAACCCAUAUUAUUUAUAAAUCUACACAUAUUUCUGAAUUCCAUCAUAAGGCUAUUUUAUUGCCUUCUUCGAUUAAUCGAUUACCUUUUAUAAAGGAUCAUAACAUUAUACUCUUGGGAUUUUCACUACUAAGUUUUUUUGGAAUUAAAGAUGAAGAAGAUUCUGAAGCUAAAAUGAUUGAUACCAUUAAACGUGGUUUACUAUUUUUGCAAAAAGAAGAUUACGAAGCCUUUGAACAAACACUACAUAAUGCUCUAGCUAUAGCAAACAAUAUUAAAAGUUAUGAUGGGUUAACAUAUGUUUAUGAUGUAUUAGCUAAUGGGGCUUUAAUGAAGACAGAUUUUGCAAAUGCUGAAAAACUUUUCGUUCUAGUCAUGCAAAGAUUAAUGUCAAGAGGAGCACAUGAAAAUGAUCUUAAUAUGCUUCACAUUAGUCUAAAACUAUCAAAAAUAUAUGAAGCUCAGCAUGAUUUUAAAAAGUGUGAAAUUGGAUAUGAACACUGUAUGAAACACUUAGAAGAAUUGAAUACAAAAGAUCCAAAUAAUGAAGACAUUCUUGGUUUAUUAUCAAUAACAUUUGAUUCUUAUGCUCGCUUCCUUUUAAGUCAAGGCAAUACCAAAAAAGCAUAUAAAUAUUUCAAGAAGUCAUAUAAAACUUGUGUUAAAUUAAAUGGUGAAACAUUUGAAAUGAAUGUAAUAUUAUUGAAUGAUUUAGGUACAUUAAGUUAUGCCCUUGGAAAUGUAAAAAAAGCUUUUAAAUUUUUUAAUAAAGCUGUAAAAAUAGGACAACACUUACCUGAUAUGGAAAGUUUUUCAUCAGUUCAUAUUAAUCUCGGUAAUAUUUAUUUGAAACAAGGACUUUUAAAUGAAGCUGAAAAAUCAUGUAUUGAAGGCAUGAAAAAUGCAAAGAGACAUCACUAUGCAGAAGGAAUUAAAGAAGCUACAAUAUGUUUACAGGAUGUCAAAAAAUUAAUGAAAUGAGUUUUAUUAAUUGUAAAAAUAUUUAUUGUUUUUAUAAAACUUUUUAUAAGUUUACUAAAUUUUUUUUUAUUUGUAUGAUUUAAACAUGAUAGUCCUUUUUAGUGCAUGUUAUAUUAUGUACUUAUACUUUAAUGCAAUACUCAGUUGUUUAUAAUUAUAAGUUACCAAUAUUUAUUAUUAUAUUGAAUUGCCAAUGCUACUUAGUAAAUACUAUAUAUUGCUUGUAA
This is a messenger RNA of Daktulosphaira vitifoliae (grape phylloxera), 1421 nucleotides long. It is a transcript of the gene Ttc19, whose product is annotated as tetratricopeptide repeat protein 19 homolog, mitochondrial. Lineage: Eukaryota; Metazoa; Arthropoda; Insecta; Hemiptera; Phylloxeridae. Gene Ontology annotation, cellular component: mitochondrial inner membrane. Gene Ontology annotation, biological process: mitochondrial respiratory chain complex III assembly. The transcript has 3 exons. Gene Ontology annotation, molecular function: protein binding. Bases 169 to 1194 code for a protein of 341 amino acids. The record is from RefSeq and is a predicted model, not a curated record.